Molecule: messenger RNA, 10935 nt
Organism: Nilaparvata lugens (brown planthopper)
Lineage: Eukaryota; Metazoa; Arthropoda; Insecta; Hemiptera; Delphacidae
Gene: heph
Product: polypyrimidine tract-binding protein 1
Exons: 17
Coding region: 2797-4431 (544 amino acids)
Biological process (GO): regulation of RNA splicing; mRNA processing
Cellular component (GO): nucleus
Molecular function (GO): mRNA binding
Source: RefSeq, a predicted model, not a curated record
UUACAGUUCAGAUCCUCUUGCAGUGAGCAACUCUCUCUCUCUCUCGGAAUCCGCUCUAGGACACUGCUCUACGACACUCUAACUCCUGCUCUAAUAUUCCUCCUUCCUCUAUCCUUGGAGGUCCUUGUCUCAAUCCUGAAGUGUCUAGAUCCCAGGGUGUCUAGGAUCAUCUCAUCAAGGUCCCAGGGUGUCUAGGAUAGAUUGCGCGGCUCGGAACACCUGUAAAUCUUGGCAGGGAUCCGAAGUUUAGGGAGGAAAUUGAGUUUUUCUACAAAAUCUUUGAGUGAUUUGGUGAAUUUUCAGUGAAAAUCCUUCUUAUCUAGUAAAUUUUCGGGAAACAUCUAUAAAUUUCGUGAAUUUUUUAAGUGAAAAAACUUAUCUUAUCUAGUAAAUUUCCAGUUAUUAUCUAUAAAUCUCGUUGAUUUUUAGUGAAGAGUCUUGUUAUCUCGUGAAAUCUUUUCAAGUUUCGUGAUUUUUGAGUGAGAAGUUUGUAAAUCUUGUUGUUUUAUUGACAUUCUGACGUAAACGUCUGCAUAUCUUUACAAUUUCAACGCCUUUUCUAAACAUUUCGUGACUAAAUCUAUAUCUUGUACUUUUCUAUACUGUCUCUUGUUAUAGCCAGGGUAAUUUCCCGGUUUUCUACUGUGAAAAUUGCAGUAUCUUGUGAUUUUCUCUUGAAACUUUUACUGUUUUCUAUAAAUUGUUCGAGAAAAUCCUGUAUUUUCUCUACAAAUCUUCCUCUGGUGUGAAAACUCUAGUUUUUCCACUUUGCAAAACAAGAUUGCGUGUAUUUCAAUCAAUUUAUAUAGUGGAAAACCGACGUUUUUCGAUAGGAUAGUAUAUUCAAAUAAGGUGCAAUAUAGUAUUAUUGAGGAAGUAUUUGGCUUUAAUUUAUUGUUGUAAGUAAAUAUUGUAGAAAAUUGUUCCUUGUGUAUUAUUAGUCAGGGGAUUAAUAGACGAAUUUAAAUAUUGCUUAAAUAUAGUUGAAAACAUCUAACAUAUCAGUAUUAUUAGAUAAGAUUGAUUAGGUUAAUUAAAGUAGGUGUGAAGUGUGAGUUAAUUGAUGUUAAAUUUGCGUGUUGAGAUUGAUGUUAUAAAGUUGAUGUUAAUCUAUAAAAUUGGUGGAAGUUAAAUUAAAAGUAAAACUCUAGAAUCUAAUGUGACUUGAACCACUCUAUAUAUCUAUCCUAUUUCUGACAAUCAGUCUGCCUCUUAAUAACAUAUAUAUAAAACUAUACUGAAUCUAUUUUCUAUACUUGACCUUGACAAUCUAGGAUCUCUGUAAAUCUAACGCUUCCAAUCUGAGACAAUCUGUAAACUUGUAAGUCUUUCAACACCUUGUCAAUCAUUCUCUUGAGACUGCCUUCUAUAUUCUAAACUCUACGUUUUCUACGAUAAAACUUUCUAAACACUUUUCUACUGUUGAAAACUUUUUGACUAAAUCUUUCUACUACACUGUGUACUCUACCUACAAACUUUCUUACUCUAUUUACAAACUUGUAAGUUGACCAUCAAUUUUCAGGGUCAACUUUUUCAGGAAACUUUCGUGUAAUUCUUGCUGCACAAUCUAUUUUCUAAACAUUUUGUUGUUUUAAGGUUAGGAAAAUUAUUGUUAAAUAUCGUGAACUGUCAAUUGUAAGGGUAUAAACGUGAGUUAGUGCAGAAAUCUUGAAUUAAAUUCGAGUAAUCGUUGGUUAGUUGUCAGUUAACGUUAACGGCCGAUCAGUGUUUAAACUUUGAGGUUAUUGGUCGGGUAUAUUGUGCAAUAUUAGUGGAAUCCCGCGUUUAAAGUUAGUGAAUUAAACUGCAAUUCUCAACUAUCAUAUACAUUGUGAUAGCUUGAUAUAACUGAGGAUUUACCAAUAAAUCAAGUGUUUAAUUAUAAUUAAACAUUAUCAAACUAUCUUCCAGUUAUAGUGGGAUAGUUUCAGUGAAUUCUAGAAACUGAAAUUGAAGUUUCUCAGAUUUAAAACAAUUUUAAAGGAAUUGAUUGUAUUCAAAUCGAAUUCUAGAGCUUUACUAGACGAUUUCCACUGAAAAUUUAUCAAAAUCACUAGUUUUCACGUGGUUUAAAUAUACAUCAAAAGUUAAACUCUAUCACGUAACCUUUGUGUGGUAGUAACUAGAUAAUAACUCUAGAUUUGAUAAACGUUGUUAAUUGAACGUGUAAAUUAAAUUUGAAUUAGAUUUCAGUGUGUUUCGUGGGGCUUUGAUAUCAGAUUUCAAGUCCUAUUUACUACACUAGACAAAUAUCUCUCACCAAAAUUCGAGUAUUUUGGUGAUAAUACAAGGAAAUAAUCUAUAUCUUGAUCAAAUUUCGGGGGUUUAGAUAGUAAAUUUGAAGCCUCUUCAACACUAGACAUAUAUCUCUCACCAAAAUUAAAGUAUUUUGGGUGAUUAUUCGAGAAAAUAACUGAUAUUUUAAGGGUUUAUAAAGUGAUUUUGAAGGCAGUUACACACUAGACACCUCCCCUCGCCUCCAUCACGUACUACCAGUGUGUACCAUUUUCAACCCCUAAUCCUCCUUCUUCUCCCUUUCUGACUUCUUCGUCAGUUCCUCCUCUUCCUCUUCCUCCUCAUUCGUCGCCUCUCCCUCCUCCUCCUCCUCCUCCUCCGCCUACGGCAUUCUGCAGUCAGUGCAGCUACUGUAACUGUGCGAGAAGCAGCUACUUUGCACCGCAACAGCUGUUCCAUCCGGCUGUGGUGGGAUAUCCGGAACUAGUUGCUACAACUCAGCAGAUCUACUCGUCUACGCUGAUCUUGGAGCCGGCUGUCAAGACGACCGCCUACGCUGAAAUGAGAGGAUCAGACGAGCUGUUGUCCCAAAGUGGGGGAGCCGUGAGCAAUGGGGGGGCCAUCAGCCCCCAGCCCAACCAUCAGGACAACAAUAACGACGCCAAAAAGGCGAAACUUGACAAGACGAACAGCAUAAAGCCGUCGAAGGUGAUUCACAUCCGCAACAUCCCUAACGAGGUGACCGAGGCUGAGAUCAUCCACCUGGGAAUUCCCUUUGGUCGCGUCACCAAUGUCCUCGUGCUCAAGGGAAAGAAUCAGGCUUUCCUGGAGAUGGCAGAUGAGAUAGCCGCAUCUACAAUGGUGACCUACUUCACGACUUGCACUGCGCAGCUGAGAGGCAGAGCUGUAUUCGUUCAGUUCUCCAACCACAAGGAGCUCAAAACUGACCAGACGCACAGCAAUGCUAAUGCUUCAGCGCAGGCAGCUUUGCAAGCAGCGCAGGCUCUGUCAGGCCAGAAUGACACACAGGGUGGACCCAACACUGUGCUCAGAGUCAUCAUAGAACACAUGAUGUAUCCAAUCACCCUCGACGUCCUCUAUCAGAUUUUCUCACGUUUCGGCAAAGUGCUGAAGAUUGUGACUUUCACCAAGAACAAUUCGUUCCAAGUCCUGAUCCAAUACCCAGACGUGGUCACGGCCCAGUCUGCUAAGCUGUCGUUGGAUGGCCAGAACAUCUACAACUCGUGCUGCACUCUGCGCAUUGAAUACUCAAAGCUGUCCAGUCUGAAUGUCAAAUACAACAACGACAAGUCACGUGACUACACCAACCCUUCACUGCCCAACGGAGAGACUGGAUCCGGACCUUUGGACGGUGUAGGUGCCGGAGGCCAGGGUCUGUGCGACCAGCUGUUGCCGCAACUUCUGGCGGCUCAGGGCGCACAAGGCGGUGUUCAGGCGCUUCAAGCGGCCAGGCGCAGUCUGUCGCAGCAUGCCGACCACGCACGUCUGUCUGGUGGAGGCGUGCUGCCGUCUCCCUUCCAACCGCUGCACGGCCUCGCGUCGCCUCUGGCUGCGCCAUAUGCCGGCUCACCUGUUGCCGGCAUUCCACUGGGAGGUUUCUCACUGGGCGGCGGUGGUGCGGGGGCUGCGGCUUCGGCUGCGGCUCUAGCCGCAAGCGGCCUGCGGCUGCCCGGGCAAAUGGGUGCACCUGGCAACACUUGUGUGCUGCUAGUCAGCAAUCUCAACGAAGAGAUGGUCACACCUGACGCCCUCUUUACUCUGUUUGGCGUGUAUGGGGAUGUGCUACGUGUGAAGAUUCUCUACAAUAAGAAGGAUAGCGCUCUCGUGCAAAUGGCCGAACCUCAGCAUGCUCAUCUUGCAAUGGUGCACAUGGAUAAACUGCGCCUGUUUGGCAAGCAGAUGCGUGUGAUGGUGUCCAAGCAUCAGACCGUGCAGCUGCCCAAGGAGGGCCAACCGGACGCCGGCCUCACCAAGGACUACACCUCCAGCUCGCUGCAUCGCUUCAAGAAGCCUGGCAGCAAGAACUACCACAACAUCUAUCCGCCCAGCCAGACACUCCAUCUCUCCAACAUUCCGCCUAACAUUACCGAAGAAGAGAUCAAGGAAGCGUUCACAUCUAACGGCUUCAACGUCAAAGCUUUCAAAUUCUUCCCAAAGACAAGAAGAUGGGCUUGAUUCAGCUGGGAUCUCUCGAAGAAGCAGUUGCCGCUCUCAUUAAAAUGCACAACCACCAACUCAGCGAGCAGAACAACCUGCGAGUUUCAUUCUCGAAGCCAAACUCCAACAAUAGGGAUGGUCAUGGCAGGGAUUAAGCUGUCCAGGGUCCAGGAAUGCACCAACUCGGCCCAGGCCCAGCAAUGCUGCCAAACUAGGCCCACAAAUCCACAAACAAAAACCUCGAUGCAAAAAGAACAGUAUAAUACAAGACCAAAGGCUUUUCAUAAAUAUUUACUAUACACUUUAUAGUAUUAUUUAUAUACUACAUAAACUACUUACGAGAGACGUUUUAUAGUGUUAGUUACAGUAUAUAUUAUGAGGGGAGGCUUAUUUUACUAUUAAUAUUUAUAUAUUGAUGAUUUUGUUCGAGCCUCUAAACAUGUGAGACUUUGGUUCAAUCACGAAGACUUUGGACGGUGUUAUAAUAAUAUAUAAUAUUACAAGGACAGAUGACAGUGUGAAUCUACAACACUUGUAUUUUCUUGAGAAGUGUUACAAAAGUGUUACAAGUCCGUUGGUGUACAGGGAUUGUAUGUUGUAGUAAUUGUUCCAUGCAGAUUAUUAAAGAUAGCACUUGUAAUUUGUAAUUUCUGCUGUUUUCUCAUUCAAGGAUGUGUCAUUUUUCUCAGCCUAAUCUUUCCCAGUUUCUGUGUAAAUAUUGUAAGAUUCCAUUUCAAGUUUCAGUCUAUGUUCCUAGAGUUUGUUCCAGACUUGGAACUCAACUGUUUUCUCUCGUUAAUAAACAGCUCUACUGCUGUUGUAAACUUUGAUAAUAUGCUACGAAUUUAUUAUGAUUAAAGCUAAGAUUGUAGAAAAUUUGAUGACAUUCCGAAUUCAAUUGGAGUAAAUAAAUGUGGUUUGAAAAAUGAAGCAUCCUUUAAAAAAUUGACCAGUGUCAUUGAUUAUGAAUUUUUGUAAGUUUUGGUGAAAAGUAUUUUUUGUAGCCUCGCUAAUGUGAAUCGAAUCCAGUCUGUUGGUUCAAUUUUGUAUUAAUAUUUAUUUAUAGACUUUGUGUGUAUGGUUUAUGAUCUGAAUGGUACCAACUAUUGGUGAAAUAAUUACAUGAUGGAACUUUUGUACAAAAUCUCUGCUUGGUACUUGAUUUAUUAUGUAUUUAGUUGUUUAUUUCAAAUAUGGCUUGGAUUUGAUUGGAGAGAAUGUACAAGGUUGAAAUAAUAUUAAAAUAACUAAAGGGAAAUAAAAGAGAUAAAUAUGAGAUGAAUUCCUAGGAGUUCUUAGAGAAUUAUAUUCUUGAUAGCGGUUGAAAAUUUUAUGUAGAGUAUGGAAAUUAAUAAACAAAUUUCUAAAAAAAACUGUUGAGUAAUUGAUGUAAACCAUGGAAUAAAUUUGAAAAAUACAGUAAAUUUGUUGAAAUAAACUCUGAAGUCAUGAGAUUUAGAACGAUGUAUCCCGAGGUACUCAAAAACUUGUACAUUCUAUUGCAAAUUCAAGUCAGUUUUAUUUAUUCAUUAUUUUUCUACUUUAUUCUGGGAAAUUUUAGAGGGAUUGAGGUUAGAGAACCAGUAUUGUAUUGGUAGGCUAUAGCACUAGAAACUAUGUCUUCUGAAAAAUGAAAAACUGUGUGUAGAUUUUAGACGAGAUUUUGGAAUGUGACGACAAAAUUUAGACUUACUUAUCAAUUAAAAUAAGUGUUGAGAUCUGAUUAGAUGAGGUAAAAACUAAUUCAUGAAAGAUUAUAAUUUUUAUAAGAUGAAAAACUGUUUAACGAUGCUGGGGUUGUGUUUUUGAAGUUGAUAUUAUAUUGGAAUUCAGGGAAGUAUUGUUGUGUUUUUACUGACAUUUCACGUGUGUUUUUCUUCAAUUUUACAAAAAUGUGAAGGACUAUAUGGGAUGAAAUUACAUGUGAUUUUAGGAUAAAAAAUAUGAAAUCCACUCUGAGUUCUGAUAUAUUUUCUCGCAAACAAUUCAAUCCAAUCGUUAUUUCAAUGUAAGUGAAAUGCAUGAGUGACGAUCGAAUAAGUGUUAGUUUUUAAUAUGAAAACAUAUAGUAUUAUAAUUUGUAUUGCUUGAAUCUAUUGAUGUUGAACGAGCUGACUUUCAGUUGACAGCAUCUAAAGUUUUGAUAAGUUCAGAGUUUAGUUUUUAAUGUUUAUUAGAUAAUAUAAAGCAGAUGAAGAUAUUUAAGAGAAUGGUUGUUAAAUUAUAUUGAUGGUUAGGAUACGGUGAAUAUUUUAUUGUAUUUUCUUCAUUUCUAUAAAGAAUCUGCUCUUUGAUUCUGAAUUCUUCAGAGAUUCUUAGCUUAUCUUUGAACAUAGCCACAUUUUGUGAAGGCAUUAUAUCUUGUAGUUCUCUAUCCUCAUAAUAUUAUAUUUUUUAACGUCACUAAUUAUUAUUUAUCAAUAUUAUUCCUCUUAAUAUCAUCCCCGUAAAGGAAAAACUUCUCUCUAACUCCUAUUUUCAAUCUACCUUCAAAAAUUCACCGAAGUAUAUGAAACACUUCAGAUAACUGAUUAUUCUGUUCCAUUUUUCCCCCACAAAAUAUUUUUUUUUUAAUAUAUUCCCACACACUGGUUUAGUGUGGAAUUUAUUACUCAAGAGAUAUUCUGAUUUGAGUAAUUUCUUUAGUUUAAUAGUUUAAAAGGAGCGGUUAAGUAGCAUUUUUAGUUGGGAAAUAGAUAGUUUGGAAACUAGCCGUUCUCUUUAAAAAUAUUAGAAAAGAAAAUUUCAAAAAUUAUUAUAAUUUAGUUAUAGUUUUCUCCACUUUUUAUUGUAUUAUCUCUAAUUUCCUUCUUAUUAAUUUGCUAAAAAUGAUGCCCCAAUAUAGUAUUACACUAUUCACCCGGUCUUAUAGACGGGGAACUCAUUUUUAACUUUAUUCUUCCAUUACUAAUAUCUAACCCCGAAUCUUUAAAAGUUUCAUUUCAAAUCUAAUUAUUAUAUGCAUAUAUUUUUAACUUUUCUGCUAUACACAUUUGAUCAGAAAUAUGAGUACAAACUUUAUUAUAACAUACAAUAAUUAUUAUUUAUUUAUACAAUUUUUUCAAAUCUUCUAUGAUUCAUUUAACUUAAAUUUUAUUUCAGUUUUGUGCUUUGUUACUAGUAUUCCAUCCUAAAUCAACCUCUUUUCCUGACGAUUUUCAACAUUUUUUUCAAAAAUAAUUUACUUUCUCGAUACGGUAUCCUUCCUGUUUUUCAAAUACACUUUUCAUCUAUAAGACAAUCACUCUUAGAUUAGCAUUGAUAAUUUAAAUCUAACAAUACUAUUAGAACUAGCCUACUACCUACUAACUUCUACUAUAAAGAUAACUAUUACUAUCUACCUAUAUAUACUGUGCUUAUGUAUAUAUAAUAAUCUCUGUGUGCAAAAUCUCUAACAUACUUCAAAUUUUUUAUUUUUUUUAAAGUUUCUAUCUUCUUUGGGAUUGUGAGUUUGGUUAAUUUUGAGUCUUGAUUAUAAUUUUAAAUUGUUAUUGAGCUGGAUUAAAUAAAUUGAAGAAGUAAACGAAAUAUCUCAGAAGAAUUGAGAUAACGUGUGUUUGAAAGUAAAUUAUUCACUCACUAUAGGUUGUUCAUGUGCCAAAAACAAUAUGAUAAAUUUUCUAUGAAUGUUCCUAGUUUUCCAUCCUUCUCAUUUCAAACAUUUUCAUUUCUAAACUAUUUUUUUUCUCUAAUUUUCCAUCGUUUUUCUGUCAAAUUGAAUUUUCUAACUUGAAAAUGUGAGAGGAAUUGCUGCUUUAAACAGAAAAGUUAAGAUAAAUAGUUAACAUACGGUACAUUCUAGAUUAUACCGAUAUCCAUUAUAUUGUAGCAUUAUCACUUACAUCAAACAUAGAAUAAAUAAUUCAGUGCUAAUUAUUAACAUAAAUUGAAGAAAGUAAUUGACAAACCAUAUUAUAGACGAAACAAUACUUAUUGUAUUGUAGAUAAUUGUAGUGAUAAUUUUUAGAUGAUGAAAAGUUUAUGAGGGAUUUGAAGAUGAUAUAAUUAUUAUAAGUAAUUUUUCAUCAGGUAGGAACUAGAGUAAAAUAAUUAUUAUUGAAUUUUGGACCAAAAUCUUAUUACUUAUUACAAUAUUAUUCAAAAGUAAAGGGUGACGAUAUCAUCACAUGUAUGUAAGGAUCAAGCAUAAUAUUUAAAAUAGAACUAUUAUACUAUGCUACAGUCUUUCUGUUGUUCAGAUUAAAUAGAUUUAUAGAAUUUGCAAUUAGCCUAUGUCGUAAAAAGUAGCUUAACUUUGUUGUGUUUUGAAAGGGGAUUUAUUUUUGUGUACCUUUACAGAAACUUUUCAUUAAUUUUCAAAAAAACUAAAUUAAUAGUUUGAAAAGAAUAUUGCAUGUAGCUUGGUUUCUAGUUUUUCAAAAUUUCUUUCAACUUAUGAAAGUGUUUUACUAGCUAUAAACUAUAAUCAUAACAGCUUUUAAAAGUUCUACUGUAGUGGGAAAAAUUGUGAGACAUAGUUUUGAAAUCAACAUAAAUAGGUAUAAUAACUACAAGUGAUUAUAAAGAGUGAUCAAGCCAAUGUUAAAGUUUGCAUAGAUUUUAAUUGCAUAUUAUCUAUGGUUAAGAGGUUGGAAAUCAUAAUGUCAUAUUAAUAUGAAAUCCGCUUAAGGUACGAAUGACAUAUCAUUGAUUAACUAUUAACUACUGUUUCAAGCUAACUUAAGGUUCUGUUUUCAGAAAAUGCAUUUUAUUCUUUCGCUCUUUCCAUCAUUCUAUUCUUAAAAUAGAUCAGUAUUUAAAAAUGCAUUUUCAAUUUCCUCCACUUACUUGAUUUUUUGUAAAAAUAUCCUUUUUUCUAUGGUAAUAAAUAUUUGUACAUUAUAAUGAAAGAUUACAUGAAAUAUGUAUUUUCUAAUAUUUUUCGUUUUCAUUGAUGAAUCCAUUUUACUGCUGCUUGUGUUUUGAAUAGUUUUAUCAAGGUUCUGCUAAUUGUGCAUUUUUUUAUUGUUGGUUACAGAAAGUGUGUAGGUACUAAAAUAACAGCAACAAGAAAUUCAAAAGACAGACAGAAUUAUUGUAAAAGCAUAGUGGAAACCUGGCUGAAUUUUUUCUUGAAAAUUGGGCGAGAUAUUGUUCAAUAAGUAAUAUGUCAAAUGUACAAGGAAUACAAUAAUUAUCCCCAAAAUUAAAUGCACCCUCGGUUUGAAUACGGUAUCUAUUUUGCUAUAAUGUUUAGGAUCUAAUUUUUCAGUUUUGGGAAUGGUUAUUAUUCAAAAGUUUUUCGUUCCUUUUUGCUAGUGCUGACUCUUUUAUUUACAAGUUUUAUACAUUUUUUUAGUAUCUGAGUUAAAUUUCUGUCCAUUUUGUUGCUUUCCAGAGAGCGCUUAUUUGUUUUUUAAGCUUAAUCUCUUAUUUUCCUUAUUACAAAACUUUUCUGGUGUAUACAUUUUAACUCCAGUAACCUUCACUCAAAAUUUCACUAUUUUCACUUUGAGAUUUCAUGAGUUAUUCUCUUAAAUUUCAACUUUUUCAAGUUGGCACUUGCUUAUUUCUUUCAAAUUCUGUAAAUUUCCGAACAUAUUUCCAUGAUAGCCACUUAAUAUGUAGGAUUUGGGACAAUCUUAGCUAGAAAUCGAGGAUGAAGGAUAUAUUUCUUAAAAAGAGAAAUCCUUCGCAAAUAGGAUAUUUCUCCGAAUAGGAUAUCGACUUUAGGGACUUAGUAGAUAGCUUACCCCCUGUAGCUUAUAGUCUGCUUAAUAUCCGCCUUUUUCAAUUGAAAUCUGAAUAAUUAUGAGGGUCGUAUUCAUCAAUUUAAUGAACGCUAAGGGUCCAAUACUAUUUUUUCUAGAUUAGGUGAUUUUAUUUUGUUCUAAAUCUAUCUGUAAAUUUGUUCUUUGAGUUAUUUUCUUGCUGACCCAUCAUGAACAUUAUAAUAGUUUCAUUUUCCUGCAAUUUGUGCCAAACAUUCGUGAAUUGCUUGCACGUUUUUCUCAUUUCGACAAAAUUCAUUUUCUGUAUGAAAAUUUCUCUUCUUGAAAAUAAUCGUAUCUUAUGAAAACUACACAUAGGCCUACACUCACUUAUUAUCUAUUUCAACAACUAUAUCUUGAUGUUUUCACCUACAUUUAUUCAUCAUAAUUAACUCUAUUCUAUGUAUCUUUAUCACAAUACUUUUAUUAUUAAUUUGUGUAAUUUAGGCUUUAGUAAUUAAUACUCUCAAUCUAUUUAUAACCUACUGGUCUAUCUUUCAUAUCUUUCUCAAUAGUUGGCAUCGAGGUUUAUCUAUAUAACAAUUAUUUCUAUUAUCAUAUAUUUAUAUUUUAUUAAUUACUCUUAUAGUGUCUUGUAAUAACGCUAAUCUUAAGGCUUCUCAUUAAUUUCACUUAUUAAUGAUGUUAGUAGAUUUAGGCUAUAAUCUUUUUCUAUUCUUCAUCAUUUUUUUAUUACAAUGUUUCUUCGUAAUUUGUUAGUUUUCUGAAGUUUCACUUUUCUUUAACACACAAACUGUAUCACAUUGUGUUUUCAUUUUGUGUAAUAGAUUUUGUCUUUAUUCUACAUCAA